Fonticula alba is the source of this 1252-nucleotide messenger RNA. RefSeq lists its product as hypothetical. The coding region runs from base 742 to 1230 and encodes 162 amino acids. The record is from RefSeq and is a predicted model, not a curated record. Lineage: Eukaryota; Rotosphaerida; Fonticulaceae. The transcript has a single exon.
CCUCCUCCCCCUCUUCCCCCCCCUUGUUUGCCUCAAUCCUCUCCUUCCCUCUCCCCCUUGGCUCCUCAUUGAAUGCCGGCUGACCGCUUUUUCGAUCGUCCACCGAUGGUGGCCAUCCUUUCGGUCGUGGGUUCUCCCUCCCUGCCCUUUUCCUGUGGGCCACCCGUCAAUCCGCUUCUCGGGCAUGACUCCCAGGGCCCUUGGAGAGCCUCCACCCGGCUGCGGCGGCCAUUUUCCUGUGUUCAGUCUGUCGGAGCCUUCUGCCAGAUGAGCCAAUCGGUGAUGCACCGGCGUCGGCUAGGGGCAGUUGUCACUUCCUCCCGAGCCGUUCUGCCUUGGAUUCGCCUUUGCCCGCCGACUGGCCAGUGCCCUCUCCAAGCGUAGCCGCCCUGGCCAUGCCUGGCUAGAUCUCUCCCUUCUUUGGCUGGACUCGCUUCGUUGACGGGCCGCCUUCCCUCUCGGUCAGGUGUUCCUUCUUGCCUGGACACUCCUCGACUGGCUCUGCCUCUGGGCUUGUGGUCUUUCCCCGCUGCGGGGGCCUUGCCUGGAGUCCGCCCUCCGCCUCGUGGUUCCUCAUCGCGCCUCGGCGCCCUUCCCCUUCGAACCUGCCUGCCGGCUGUCCUCCACGAAAGCAGCUGGCCAAAGGGUCCUGUUCAGCUGAUCGCGAUCUCAGCGGCAUGGCUGGGUCCAUGUGUCCCUGUGGUCACUUGCCUUGGGCCUGCUCCUCCCCUGGCCGCCGCCAUGUUUCGCGCAUGCUCCUGCCGGCGUCGAGCCCGGACUUGGGCCCCUUGCCUGCCGGGCCUGGAGGAUGUCAUGCCGUUUGAAGUGCCAGUCCCACACAUACCCGCCGAAGGCCCUCCCUGCGCGUCCUGGCCCCAUCGCGACUCACCCGCGGACGUGCCGCCUCCCUUGGCAGCGUACGUCUUCUUUUGCGCGUUUUCGAUCCCUCCUCCCUGCCACUGGACCAAAGGAGGCACUUGCUCGGCGUCACAGCCCCAGCACCCUCUUUGCAAUGCUGGCAACUGGCUUCGGAUCAGCCAUGCACGUCGGAUGCCCCCCCAGAGUGCCGGCUGGUCGCUGCCCCCUGCUGGGCUACCAGGGCGAUCAUGCGCCUCUGCGCCGAAGGCCGUGGCAACCUGCCUGCCUCUGUGGAGCGGCGUGUUGCCACCUUGCCGAGGGACAGAAGAGAAUGCUGGUGGAAGGGAGCAAGGUCUAUUGGGUGGUGGCUAAGGCGCCAUCUAUCUAAGUGUCA